Messenger RNA from Saitoella complicata NRRL Y-17804, 2090 nucleotides. RefSeq lists its product as uncharacterized. Gene Ontology annotation, molecular function: 1-alkyl-2-acetylglycerophosphocholine esterase activity. NCBI's taxonomy places the organism in Eukaryota, Fungi, Ascomycota, Saitoellomycetes, Saitoellales, Saitoellaceae. The record is from RefSeq and is a predicted model, not a curated record. The coding region runs from base 1 to 1995 and encodes 664 amino acids. The transcript is spliced from 4 exons.
AUGGGUAUACAUGAGAUGAAGCCAUCUGUCGUUUUGAACAUUAUUACAAUUCUCACUGUCUCUUCACGACCUCGAUUCGACACGCCCACCGACGACGACGUUUAUGACAGUGUUCCCGUUUUUAUUCCCUCCCUCUCCCUUCCCCUCCAUGAUCAACUGGAGAACAUCAUGACUCUGUUCGACCGUCUCAUCCCCGUUCCCAUCCCGACGUCCACUCAUACGAAGGGUUCUCGAAGCGAGAAACCAAAGAGUAAACCGCCGAAAACUCGAUAUGCACACACCUUCCGAGAUCGUAUCCCCUUCAUCAAGUCCCUUCCAGACUUCAGCGGUCCUUACAAGGUCGGCAUGCUAGACCUAGAAAUCCCCGUACCGAAACGCCAAUUCACGAAGAGGCAAGACAAAUUCGGUAACUGCGCCAUGGAACUCGAAACAGUCCUCUACACAAUCUACUACCCAGCCUCCACAACAGCAGGAUGCGGCCCGCCACCCGGCGGGAAAAAACGGUGGAGUCGGCCGACGUGGUUGAGUAGGGAUAGGGGACAAACGAGUGUUGGGUACGGUCAUUUCUCGAAAUUGUCACCGGUGUUUACGUGGGCUUUCUUUAUGGGGACGGUGGGGCUGACGAAGGUUCCCGCAUGGAGGAAUGCGCCCCUCGCACAACACUGGCCACCCGAACAAAAUUCGAGGCAAGAUCCGAAGGCGAAGAUGAGUGAGGGGGAGGGGGAGGAUAGGCUCCCGCUGUUGCCGUUGUUGUUUUUCUCGCAUGGGUUGGGUGGGACGAGGACGGUUUAUUCGACUAUUUGUGGGGAGUUUGCGAGUUAUGGGUUUGUUGUUGUUGCGGUUGAGCAUCGUGAUGGGUCUGGGCCGAGGACGGUGGUGAAUCCGGUUCCGGGGAGUGGUGGAAAAGCAAGGGUUGUCGAAUAUCUCUACCCCGAGGAUGGUCGAGACGAUACUUCUCCGGAUCAGAAGACAGACCACGAACUCAGGAAUCAGCAGUUGAAAAUGCGCAUGGCCGAACUCGACGAAGUCUGGCACCAAAUCAAUCUCAUCAACGAAGGCCACGGCGCCUCCCUCGCUGCCCGCAACGUCCGCAUAAAGCCCAAUACAGGCUCCUCCUCCCGCUCCACCCUCGACGUCGACUGGACCCGCUGGAAAAGCCGAAUGCAGAUUCGUAACGCGGUAUGUAUGGGACAUAGUUUCGGUGGAGCGACGACAAUUGCGUGUUUGAGGAAUCCGGAUAUGGACUGGUCUAAGUAUGGAAUUAUGUUGGAUCCGUGGGGGGAUGCGAUUCCGAUGGCGCCGAAUCAGGCUGUUGAGACGUUGAAUGCGGAUGAGGAAGAACGACUCCGAACAGCGGAACGGAUCUUUGACGAUAACCACCCCGAUGACUGCGAAGGCGAAGAAGAGAAACAAGGCGGCAAAUCCCGCUUCCACAAAAUCGACAAACCCGUCCUGACAAUCCUAUCCGAAGGCUUCCUCUACUGGGAAGAAAAUUACCAAGCCGUCAGACGCGUCUGUCUCGAAGCCCGUUCCUGCAACAAACAAUCCUACCUCCUCACCGUCCGCGGUUCUUUCCACCUAAACCAAUCUGAUUUCGGACUCCUCUACCCAUGCCUCAUGCACAUCCUCUGCAAAGCCACGAUCGACCCUCGUCGUGCAUUGGAUAUCAACAUCAACGCCUCCCUCGCAUUCCUCAAACGCGUCAUGCCACUCCGCGUCGCACGCUGGCUCCGCUCAGAAGAGGACUCAAUCCUCGACACCCCCGUCGACGAUACGUGGCGCAAGGCGAAAGAGGCGGCACAGAAGCGUAUGCCACGCACCCCGAAGAAUUUGUUUCCGGAGGAGGUUAAUGAGAUUUGGAUGCAUGUGAGGCCGGAGGGGGAGUGUGAGGGGGAGAGGGAGGAGUGGGAAGAGACGGAGGAGGUGGAAAGGGGGAGGAAGAUGCAUAAGAGGGAGGGGACGGUUGGAACGGAUUGGAGUGCGGAGACGGCGUGAUUUUGAACCUGAUUUUGGACGGAUAUUGAACAUUGGGACAAGUGGGUGGGAAUCUGGCGUAUCGUUAAUUCUUAUAUUCGGGCUGGAAGUUAUGU